AUGCUAACUCUCCCCCCUCAAAAUUCAAUUUAUGGCAUGACCCCUUAGAAUAUAUCUGAACAGGAAGCUUUCCAUGAGAAGUGGUUAUUUGGUUUUGAAGAAUAAAACCCCUUUCUUCCCACUUUUGAAUAUCUCAAUACGGUUUUUCCUUAAAAGAAAAUAAAAAAAGAAGAAGAAAUCAUAUGUUAGAACAAGGAGCUAUUCAAUGUCAACUAGUCCAAAAGCAUCUAUCUUAGCAAAAUAACUCAACUAAUUGAUACUGAAAUCACUCCCAAACAUACAAAGAGGAAUGGGGACAAAUGGAAGAGAAAAAUGAAGCAAGCAGGUGAUUCUUCUGAAGAGCCCUUCGGUGCCAAUACACAUCAAUUGAAAUUGGCUCGAAACAGACAAUCCGCAAGAGAUUCACGAAAAAGAAAGAAGAUAUACAUUGAACUCCUUGAAAAUAAGGUUGAGGAAUUGACACAGGAAAUGUUGAGACUGCAAGCAACCAUUGCAAACCAAAACAACUAUAUAAAUUAUUGUGCAAAAAUUCCAUCAAUGAUCAAAGAAUUCCAUAUGAACUACCAGAACCAGCUGCUCAACCUCAAAAACUCCCCUUGUCAAUCCUAGCUAAGAAUUUUAGACCAAGAAUUUGGAGUUCAGUCAAUAAGAAGGAUAGAAUUGUGUAAUUCCUUCUUCAACACUUUGAUGGACCAUGCCAUUCCGAACGAUUUGAAAAAAAUCAUGGAGUCUGCAAUGAAGGGAUAAGACUUUUUUAAUGAGUAAGACCCUAGUUUUAAGGCUAAUCCAAAAAACACACUCAAAGAAACACAAAGAAAAUUUGUUGAAGAAACAAAGCGUUUAGAAUUCUACAUGUUUGAUAUGGCUAAAAACUUCGAAAAGGUUCGUCAGUAAAGCUUUACUUUGGAACAACUGAAAUAGGAAGCUUUAAAGGACAUCUCUCCAAAGGCCUUUGCUUAAUACCUAGUCAAUAUCAAUCCAGAACAAUAAGGCAAUGUAAUUAAAGAAGAGGACGCAGAGUUAUCCUCACUACAAUCCCCUUGAUUUUAUUGUAUUA
Messenger RNA from Paramecium tetraurelia, 1057 nucleotides. RefSeq lists its product as uncharacterized. Gene Ontology annotation, molecular function: DNA-binding transcription factor activity. NCBI's taxonomy places the organism in Eukaryota, Ciliophora, Oligohymenophorea, Peniculida, Parameciidae. The record is from RefSeq and is a predicted model, not a curated record. Gene Ontology annotation, biological process: regulation of DNA-templated transcription. The transcript has 5 exons.